This is a messenger RNA of Aphanomyces invadans, 405 nucleotides long. RefSeq lists its product as hypothetical. The record is from RefSeq and is a predicted model, not a curated record. The transcript has a single exon. Lineage: Eukaryota; Oomycota; Saprolegniomycetes; Saprolegniales; Verrucalvaceae. The coding region runs from base 55 to 405 and encodes 116 amino acids.
CGGCACGGUUGGAGUUACGGCGGUGCCGGUCAUCGCGCAGCGCUUUGAGUCGGCAUGAAGGUGCAAUUUGCGUCGCGGGCCCUACUCGUUCUUCUUUUGGUGUGCUUGCAGACUGUGGCAACUCCAGACGAUGCCGACAAAGUCGCUCAAGUACCGCAGCUGACGUCCGAGGCGCUUGCAGAUUCAGUCUCGGCGUCGCUGGAACAAGUUGUUUCGAGUGCUGAGGCGGAAGAAACCCAGUCCUUGAGCAUUGGUUCGAGCGUGAUCUUUGUCGCUGGCGUGGCUAUGCUUGGCAUCAUUGGGUACGUCGUGUACCGCCAGCACCGUCGAAAUCUGGCGAAGGAAGAAGACAGCCAACUGAUGAAGUCUCUCUUGGACAGCGAAAUGGAUUACGCAGCCAUGUAG